Molecule: messenger RNA, 3852 nt
Organism: Chiroxiphia lanceolata (lance-tailed manakin)
Lineage: Eukaryota; Metazoa; Chordata; Aves; Passeriformes; Pipridae
Gene: PPP1R3E
Product: protein phosphatase 1 regulatory subunit 3E
Exons: 1
Coding region: 212-1168 (318 amino acids)
Biological process (GO): regulation of glycogen biosynthetic process
Cellular component (GO): protein phosphatase type 1 complex
Molecular function (GO): protein phosphatase 1 binding; glycogen binding
Source: RefSeq, a predicted model, not a curated record
GCGGCCCCGCCGCCGCCCCCGCACAGAUGCACCCGCCGGCAUCCCCCGGGGCCGGCCGCGACCUGCACAGCGCCGAGGCGAUCCCGCCGGCUCCGGGCGACGGGCAGAGCCCGCGGACCGGGCGCUGAAGCCGCCUCGCCACCCGCACGAGAGGAGGAGCCGCGGGUGCCGCGCCAGCCGCCGGCCCCGCCGCCGCUCCCGCCGGCGCCCCAUGGAUAAGGCGGGCUCGCUGCACAGCUCGGUGCCCGCGCCGCCGCCCCGGCUCUACCUGCCGCGCAACUUCAGCUGCAGCGCCUGCCUCUAUGGCAGCCUGGCCGAGCAGUGCAGGGCGGGCUGCAGCCCCGACGGCGACGCCGCGCCCACGCCCGUGGUGCGGGAGGCGGCGGGCGAGAAGCCGCCGCAGACGCGGGGCCGGGAGCCCACGCUGCCCGCCGUGCCCCCCAGCCCCACGCAGCGCCGCCGCGCCAAGUCGCUGCCCACGCCCGGCGACCGCAGCCUGCGCCCCGCGCUGCAGCACAGCCCGUCGCGCCGCAAGACCGUGCGGUUCGCCGACUCCCUGGGGCUGGAGCUCACCUCCGUGCACCUCUUCUGCGAGGCCGACCUGCCGCGGGUGCCGCUGCCCGCGCCGCCCACGCCGCGCCCCGCAGACCUGCUCAAGACCAGGAAGCCGCCGGCGCUGGGAGACCUGGAGCCGGUGCUGUUCGGGCCGCCGCCGCCGCUGCUGGAGCCGCUGUUCCCGCCGCAGCCCGGAGCCAGCCCGGGCUUCGUGGAGCGGGUGCGGCAGCACAAGGUGAGGCUGGAGUGGGUGCGGGCAGAGCCCGCGGGGCUGCGCGGAGCCGUGCGCGUCCUCAACCUCGCCUACGAGAAGGUGGUGUCGGUGCGGUACACGCUCAAUGGCUGGGCCAGCUGCGCGGAGGCUCCCGCCGCGUACCAGCCGCCCGGGCCGCCCGACGGCAUCACCGACCGCUUCGCCUUCCUGCUGCCCCUGGGCGCUGCCGCCGCCACCGAGGCCACGCUCGAGUUCGCCGUCCGGUACCGCGUGGCCGGGGCCGAGUACUGGGACAACAACGAGGGCAAGAACUACCGGCUGCGGGCCCGGCAGCGCCUCCCGCCCGGCACCGGCCUCCCGCAGGACCCCGACAGCUCCGCCUGGAUCCACUUCAUCUGAGACGGGGGCCCGGGGGGAUCCCCCCGCCCGGGGGCUGCCCCGCCGCCUCCCCGAGAGCCGCCGGGAGGGCUUUUCCCGAGUUCUGUUCCCAGCGGGGUGAUUUGGCUUUCCGGGGUCGCUGGCGAUGCCGGGGGACCCUCGCUCCCCUCACGGGGGGUCAGGCGCGGGUUCCCCUCAGUCCGCCGGGCGCUGUGGCGGCCACCAAAGCAGCAUCUGCCGGGGGGGGGUCUCGGGGGAUGGGCGGGAUUGAGCGGCCGGGACCGGGAUCCAUGGAUGCACAUGCUUCCAGGUGCCGGAGGGGCUGCUGUCGCCUCAGCAGGUGACAGGGAGGGCAGGGUCACAGGACAUCCCUCCAGCCGUCCCAUUUGCCUAAUCCUGCUCAAGCAAAGCCCGGCUCGGCGAGGGGCUGGAUCCGCGCUCACCCUCUCGUGUCAGUUUGGGGUUAAGGGCCUCAUAGCAGAGGGCUGAGGGACAGAUUAGUUUGCAACCCAAAAAGACAAGAGCAGGGAUGCCCUGAGGUGUAGCUGUGUUUCAUCAUGCUGUAAAAAUGUUUGGUUUAAAGCAAAGAUUUUUUUUUUUUUUUUUAAUUUUGAACCCUAUUUCAUGUAUUUAAACAUACUUAGAAAGAAGCGUCACAGCCUGAUUGAAAUGUAACUCAUGGAGAGAUUUUAAAAAGAGUUUUGGUUUAGGAUUCGUGUGGUACGUUGGUGGAAGGGGCUGGCAGGGUCUGGUGUUUGUUUCUGUAGGAUUGGGCCCGUAAAGCUGCUUGUGUUCAGGUCAGCAGGAAAGUCGUGGGAUUGCACUGAGGGAACCAGAGACUGCAAGAGUUAAAUCCAUAAUUCUGGUCUGCAUCACAAGCAACACUUUCAUUUUUAUUCCUGUUGACGGUUUAACUUAAUUUCUUAAGGUGUGUCAGGGCAGGAACCUCCUUUCUGAAAAAUUAAGUGCUCCAAAUUUUUCAUAAUAAUUUCAGUAAGCAACAGAUUUCACAAAGUUUAGUCAGACAAAUGGAAGAAAGUUGCACCUUGCCAUAUGAAAAUACAUCGAUAGAAAUCACGGAGUAUGCUGACUUCUGCCUUCAAAGGUAUGUUUUAAAUAUGUUUUUAAAUUAUAUUAGCAGUAAACAUAGCAUUUUCCUUUUAAAACUCAGAUUUUCGGGAGUUCAGAUGAGUACAGGUUGUGCUGGUGCCAAAUCUGGGUGCUAAUUUUCCAGGAUUGGGGGGGGGUGUGUUUGCAGGAGAGGGACCUCUGCAAAUCCAACUUCUGAGAGUGGCAAAACCAAUGUCAGCAUGAUCUGCUGGUUAUGAAGGGCUGUCAGGUCAGGCCUUUGAGGUUUUGGACCCUCUGUACGUUGUUAAUGAAUGAAAUGUGAUUUUUAACUUCAUUUUUAUGUUCCUUGAAAGAGUUAAGUGUCCCAAGCAGCUUGAGUAAUGUCUGGAGUAAUGAGUUCUCACAGAACCUUUUGACUUUGGUGGGAAUUGAGAGCACUUUUGUCUCCUGAGGGUUUGGUUCAGUCAGAAUAAUUAAACUUCUAAAUUCUGGGGGAAAAAGAGGUCUGGAAAGUUGAUGGGAAAAGAGUAUUUAAUUUAAUUUCUCUGGAUCACUGUCUCUGAUUUAAUGGAAGUAAUAACAGGACUGCUUUCUGUAGUACUGGUAACUUGGUUUUAAUUUCCCAGGCAGUUUUCUAAUCCCUGUGUUUUUAAUGAAACAGAAUAUAAGAGAAAUGUACUGUCAGCAUCUCCUGAGGAUUUCACAUUUUAGAAUAUUAAGGUCCCCAUCUUGUAAUACAGUAAUCCUAUAAGUUGCUAGAACAUGGAUAUAAAGCUAGAAUUGCACAAGUAGGGUCUUAAAAUGCUUAUGAUUAAAGCAUAUGAAGUGGUGUAUUUGAUUAAAAAAAGCCCAAGUGUCUUUUAGUUGAAAUUAUAUUUUUUUUAUAAGAGCCUUAAUACUGGAGAGAAGGAAAAGGACUUGUCUCCAUUUGAAAGCACUUUGAAAUCUGUAGAAAUACAGCAAAACAUCUUUUAUUUAUGUGUUAGAGCUUUCCAAAGCACUUUUUGCUUGGCCUUUUUCACCCAAAGAGUGAACCAACAGUUGGAUGGUUGGAAAGACUAAAAUGCUUGGAGAAAACAGUAGUUUCUGUGCAUUUUAGGUCAACUGAUGCUGCAAGUUUGCUCAUGAAAUUCUAACGAGAUUCCUGUUUACUGUUUCAAUGGCUUUAGAAACACAAACAGGGCUAAAACCAUUUUUAACAGUGAAUGAUUCCAGAACUCCAAAAUUAUUUUCCAGUGAAGGGCAGUUUUCAUUGUCAUUUGAUUUAUGCAGCAUCUAUCUAUCUCUAAAAAUUCCCUAAAGGUCUCUAAAAAGUUUUAAAAAUCUCCUUCUAACACCUGUGGCUUAAACUCUUUCAGCUUGGGAUACCCAAGUGGAUUACAUGCACCAAGUACACUGGGAGGUUGUUGUGCUACCCUUUAUUUUUUAUCACGAUUUAGGUGAAAUUACUGUUGCUCUUGGUUGAAAUUUUGCAGUCAGAAUUGGGCUGUGGCUUUACAAUACUGUUCAAAGGUCACUGUUCUUUUAUUUAUGGCUGCCUUUGCCACAGACAGAUUUGAAUAUUAAAACUUUUGGGGCUGUGGAACACCAGAAGAAUGUCCUGUGAAACAGUUCUCCUGAGCUUCCAAGCAGUU